Messenger RNA from Oreochromis aureus, 497 nucleotides. RefSeq names its product ATP-dependent DNA helicase PIF1-like. NCBI's taxonomy places the organism in Eukaryota, Metazoa, Chordata, Actinopteri, Cichliformes, Cichlidae. The transcript has 2 exons. The record is from RefSeq and is a predicted model, not a curated record. Bases 30 to 386 code for a protein of 118 amino acids.
GAAAGAAUAACCGCACACCAGCAGACGACAUGGUGUACAUUGAGAGAGCAGAGGAGAAUCUAAAGCAGAAAGGAGUGGUACGAAGACAGUUCCCAGUGAAGCUGGCCUUUGCAUGUACAAUACAUAAGGUACAGGGUAUGACAACCACAUCAGCUGUUGUCUCUCUUAAGAGCAUUUUUGAGCCCGGCAUGGCCUACGUAGCUGUCAGUAGAGUGACGUCUCUCAGUGGACUGUAUCUUCUUGAUAUGGAGGAGAAAAAAAUAUUCACCAACCCAGAAAUCACUGCAGCACUUGAGAACAUGAGACAAGCCAACCUUGAUGACAUGAUGCCUCUUCUACACGUGAGACAAACACUGAGCAGGUUGAAGCACCAGUCAGUGCUCUGAUUGUAGUUGUAUACAGACCUCCAGACUACACUCUGAGGCCAUUCCUGAAAAACCUGGUAAGCCUAUUAGACUCAUUAGAGAUCAUGGACUGUCAUCCCAUCAUAGUGUGUG